This is a messenger RNA of Cheilinus undulatus (humphead wrasse), 567 nucleotides long. Its product is annotated as fibroblast growth factor 4-like. Gene Ontology annotation, cellular component: cytoplasm. The transcript has 3 exons. The record is from RefSeq and is a predicted model, not a curated record. The coding region runs from base 1 to 567 and encodes 188 amino acids. Gene Ontology annotation, molecular function: growth factor activity; fibroblast growth factor receptor binding. NCBI's taxonomy places the organism in Eukaryota, Metazoa, Chordata, Actinopteri, Labriformes, Labridae. Gene Ontology annotation, biological process: positive regulation of cell population proliferation; positive regulation of protein phosphorylation; cell differentiation.
AUGUGGUCCACUCACCUCCUUCUUCUCCUCUAUGGGCUCCUCCUGUGUGGCCCCUCGGCUCCUCUCUCGCUCAGCGGCAGCUCGCAAACCGUCCACAGCGUGGGCUCUCUGUUGUGGACCAGCGGCAGCUCCUGGGACAAGAGAGAGGCAUCAACAGGCAGGGACGGAGAGUACCUGCUGGGCAUUAAGAGACUGAGGAGACUCUAUUGUAAUGUGGGCAUCGGUUUCCACAUCCAGGUGUUACCCAACGGCAAGAUCACGGGCGUGCACACAGAGAACAGAUACAGCCUUCUAGAGAUUUCUCCAGUGGAGAGAGGAGUGGUGACGCUUUUUGGGGUGAGGAGCGGACUUUUCAUCGCCAUGAGUGACAGAGGGAAACUCUAUGGAUCGGGUCACUACAAUGAUGAAUGCAAGUUUAAGGAGCAGCUCCUAGCCAACAACUACAAUGCUUAUGAGUCAGCUGCGUACCCCGGCAUGUUUAUCGGACUCAGCAAGACUGGGAAAACCAAGAGAGGAAACAGAGUUAGCCCCACCAUGACCAUGACACACUUUCUCCCCAGAAUAUGA